CUAGCGAUGAUUGCAUUGUCUCAAGGAGUUGCUACGGCCGUGACUGGGCCUUUGUGGGGGAACUUCGUUGAUAGCGGAGCCUCACGGAAGUGGCUGCUGCAGGUUGGUGCUGGUUUGUGGGGAAUUUGCACCUUUCUGCUGGCUUUGACCUCCCACUUCACUUUGAUGAUUGCCUUGAGGGUACUCAAUGGGGCAGCCUUAGCUAUGAUCGUGCCGGUGGUCCAGUCGAUGGUCGCCGAUUUGACGACCUCUACCAACUGUGGAGCCACCUUUGGAAAGGUGUCUUGCUCCAGCAGCUUGGGGCAAGUGCUGGCAUGUUUGAUGGUCACUCCCAUCUCCGAAACCUCCGUGUGGGGCAUGCGGGGCUGGCGCGUCAGCCUCGCCUGCUUGGGAAUCAUAAGCCUCCUGACGAUCCCAUUUGUGCGCUGGGCGGUUCAUGAAGAGCCACGGGUUUGGCAUCCGAGGAGAUUUGGGAUCUUCCGUGAGAUGCGAACCAUGUGUCUGGGCGGUGAAACAGCAGACAGCUUGGAUGUGCAUCGCAGUUAG
Cladocopium goreaui is the source of this 546-nucleotide messenger RNA. The record is from the annotation of a GenBank genome assembly. NCBI's taxonomy places the organism in Eukaryota, Dinophyceae, Suessiales, Symbiodiniaceae.